Molecule: messenger RNA, 3215 nt
Organism: Fukomys damarensis (Damara mole-rat)
Lineage: Eukaryota; Metazoa; Chordata; Mammalia; Rodentia; Bathyergidae
Gene: Slc30a5
Product: solute carrier family 30 member 5
Exons: 16
Coding region: 125-2359 (744 amino acids)
Biological process (GO): transmembrane transport; intracellular zinc ion homeostasis; zinc ion transport
Cellular component (GO): membrane; Golgi apparatus
Molecular function (GO): zinc ion transmembrane transporter activity
Source: RefSeq, a predicted model, not a curated record
CAAGAAGCAGAUGAAUCCUAAUCUAAAUUGCAGUAAUUCCGGGUUUAAAGGAAUGGAGAAUUUUCUAGCCCUUCACAAAAAAAGACUGCUCGUGUUUUUUUAUGAGACUUCUUAAUGGCAAAUAAUGGCUAACAAAUUGGGGAGAUUAACAAAAUAUAUUGUGUUACUCUGUUUCACUAAAUGUUUGAAAGCUGUGGGACUUUUUGAAUCAUAUGAUCUCCUAAAGACUGUUCACAUUGUUCAGUUCAUUUUCAUAUUAAAACUUGGGACUGCAUUUUUUAUGGUUUUGUUUCAAAAGCCCUUUUCUUCUGGGAAGAAUAUUAGCAAACACCAGUGGAUCAAAAUAUUUAAACAUGCAGUUGCUGGAUGUAUCAUUUCACUCUUGUGGUUUUUUGGCCUUACUCUUUGUGGACCCCUAAGGACUCUGCUGUUAUUUGAACACAGUGAUAUUGUUGUCAUCUCAUUACUCAGUGUUUUGUUCACUAGUUCUGGAGGAGGACCAGCAAAGACCAGGGGAGCUGCUUUUUUCAUUAUUGCUGUGAUCUGUUUAUUGCUUUUCGACAAUGAUGAUCUCCUGGCUAAAAUGGCUGAGCACCCUGAAGGACAUCAUGACAGUGCUUUAACUCACAUGCUUUACACAGCAAUUGCCUUCUUAGGUGUGGCAGAUCACAAGGGUGGAGUACUUUUGCUAGUACUGGCUUUGUGUUGUAAAGUUGGCUUUCAUACAGCUUCCAGAAAGCUCUCUAUAGAUGUUGGUGGAGCCAAACGGCUACAGGCUUUAUCCCAGGCGGUUUCUGUGCUGCUUUUGUGCCCAUGGGUCAUCAUUCUUUCUGUGACAAUGGAGAGUAAAGUUGAGUCUUGGUUUUCUCUCAUUAUGCCUUUCACAACGGUUAUCUUUUUUGUUAUGAUCCUGGAUUUCUAUGUGGAUUCCAUUUGUUCAGUCAAAAUGGAGGUUUCCAAAUUUGCCCGCUAUGGAUCCUUUCCCAUACUUAUUAGUGCUCUCCUUUUUGGAAAUUUUUGGACACACCCAAUAACAGACCAGCUUCGGACUAUGAACAGAGCCACACAACAGGAGAGCACAGAACAUGUCCUGUCCGGAGGAGUGGUCGUGAGUGCUGUGUUCUUCUUUUUGUCUGCCAACAUCUUAUCAUCUCCCACUAAGAGAGGACAGAAAGGUACCCUUAUUGGAUAUUCUCCUGAAGGAACACCUCUUUAUAACUUCAUGGGUGAUGCGUUUCAGCAUAGCUCUCAGUCAGUCCCUAGGUUUAUUAAGGAAUCACUAAAACAGAUUCUUGAGGAGAAUGACUCCAGGCAGAUCUUUUACUUCCUGUGCUUGAAUCUGCUCUUUACCUUUGUGGAAUUAUUCUAUGGUGUCUUGACCAAUAGUCUGGGUCUGAUCUCAGAUGGAUUUCACAUGCUCUUUGAUUGCUCUGCUUUGGUCAUGGGACUUUUUGCUGCUCUGAUGAGUCGAUGGAAAGCAACUCGGAUUUUCUCCUACGGGUAUGGCCGAAUAGAAAUUCUCUCUGGAUUCAUUAAUGGACUUUUUCUAAUAGUAAUAGCUUUUUUUGUGUUUAUGGAGUCAGUGGCUAGAUUGAUUGAUCCUCCGGAAUUAGAUACAAACAUGUUGACACCAGUCUCAGUUGGAGGGCUGAUCGUAAACCUUAUUGGAAUCUGUGCCUUUAGCCAUGCCCAUAGCCACAGCCAUGGAGCUUCUCAAGGAGGUUGUCACUCAUCUGAUCACAGCCACUCACACCACACACAUGGACACAGUGACCAUGGGCACGGUCACAGCCAUGGAUCCUUAGGUGGAGGCAUGAAUGCUAACAUGAGGGGUGUAUUUCUACAUGUUUUGGCAGACACACUUGGCAGUAUUGGUGUGAUCGUGUCUACAAUUCUGAUAGAGCAGUUUGGGUGGUUUGUUGCCGAUCCCCUCUGUUCUCUUUUUAUCGCUGUACUAAUAUUUCUCAGUGUUGUCCCACUGAUUAAAGAUGCUUGUCAAGUUCUCCUUCUAAGACUGCCACCAGAACAUGAGAAAGAACUACACAUUGCUUUAGAAAAGAUACAGAAAAUUGAAGGAUUAAUAUCAUAUCGAGACCCUCAUUUUUGGCGUCAUUCUGCCAGUAUUGUGGCAGGAACAAUUCAUAUACAGGUGACAUCUGAUAUGCUGGAACAAAGAAUAGUACAGCAGGUUACAGGAAUACUUAAAGAUGCUGGAAUAAACAAUUUAACAAUUCAAGUAGAAAAAGAGGCGUACUUUCAACAUAUGUCUGGCCUAAGUACUGGAUUUCAUGAGGUUCUGGCUAUGACAAAACAAAUGGAGUCCAUGAAAUACUGCAAAGAUGGGACUUACAUCAUGUGAGAUAACUCAGGAACACCCCUGGCCUGUCAGUGAUGAAGAUUAACUCAGUGUUUGUAAUAGUGCCCGAAGGACAAAAAUUGCACAUAAUUGUACAAAACCUUUUAAAGCUGUUAUUUGGAGAUUGGAUCAAGGAAUCUUUCUUAAAGAAAAUUUAAAUACAAAAUAAAACAUUAUUGGUACAAGAAAAAUAAUUACCACAUUUGAAUUAUGUGUAUGAAAGAAAUCUUAACAUUUGAAUGAACAUGUUACAUCAUCUUUGAAAAUGGACAAAUGAUGGAUUCUAAUGACCAAAAUUACUUGUUUUCUUUCUAUCAGAAAGUAUCUCCAUUGUAAAUAUGUAUUUACAUGUUUAUUACAGAGACCCAGAUGAAGUUUUUAGUCAAUUUUUUGCAUACCCUGAGAUAAAAUAGGAAUAAAAAUUAUAUAUUUAUGAAUUUUCUGUAUAUAAAACUGGUUUUUAAGUAUAAUUUAAGUUCAUUAAGUAAAAUCUAACUUGCCACUUUAAAUGUAAACUAAAUUAUUUAGAAGAAACUUCAACCACUGAUUUGAGCUAAGUAGUGAAAUCAGGAAAGUAUCACGUUACAGUUUUUGAUGUAUUACAAGACCAACCACUCUGUAAAAUAAAUUUUUUUUUACUUUUGGUAAUUUUUGCAAAUGAAUAAUUUAUUAGGGUUAGGAACUUACACUAAUUUGUGUCUGUGUUACUCAUUUAUUCAUUUGUCAUCUUCCUCCAAAGCAGAAUGUUCUAUCUCUUGCUACACAUCUGGCAUUCCACGUUGUUAUCAUGCAAUCCCAGGUUUUUCAUCAUUCUAUCCACUGAAGAGCCAACCAAGAGACAUUAAUAACUGUCAGCUCA